AUGGGAAUGCUAGAAGCAUUCAACCUCGCUCAGACAAAAGCACUGAAUCUUUUGAAUCCGUUGAAGUUCUUCCAGGGCGUCGGCAAGCCAUCUUCGAACAUGAAUAAGUUCCUUCCAAAGAAUCGUAAGAGCUGGGCAGAGUGUUACAAAAACGAAGAGAUGAUGCAUGUUUACACGACUUCGAAAGCGGGCUUUCCAACGAUGACCUGGAUGCGCAGCUCGAAAUACUCGAUACAUUACAUUUUCUCAAUUGCAGGCUUUGCCGCGUUUUUGAAUUGGAAAGUCAUGUCCAUGCAGCUUCAAAAAAACGAAGACUACAGAAUGGAGCAAGGCGAACUGCAAGUGCCUCAGUACGCCACGAAUCUCGGCUUUGGAAUCCGCUUUCUUUACCUUGUAAUUGGCAUGGCUGCUCUUUCCGCGUUGCUUUUGCUUCCCUCGAGAAGAGUUCACAAUAUGUACAUUCAUAUUCCAGACAAAUCUCUCAUCAUAGAAAGCGGAAGGUUAUUCGGUACAAAGCCGACGUACUAUAUUUUUGACGGAAAAGAAAACGAACGUGUCCGAUAUAUUCUUCAAAAAUCAAGGCAAAAAAGUGACAACAUGAAAGGUCUGAGCACGGACAAAAUCUCCAGUGGGACGCUUUCGUAUCAUCCGAAACUCGCUUAUUGGGGUCAGACGCCCAGAUUCUUUCCUAAAUUCUUAUUCCUGGGCAAAGGAGAGUUUCUCCUGAAUAUGAACGAAAUUAAGAGCAUUCAGAAAAAUAUGCCUUUUGCUGGAGGGUCCUAA
Oikopleura dioica is the source of this 783-nucleotide messenger RNA. The record is from the annotation of a GenBank genome assembly. NCBI's taxonomy places the organism in Eukaryota, Metazoa, Chordata, Appendicularia, Copelata, Oikopleuridae.